CAAUUGCAUAAUAUUCCAAUGCAUUUGCAUGUUUAUAGUACAAUAAUUAAUGUCACAAUAAUUAUACAAAUGAUUAUAUUCGUACAAGACAGAAUAAUCUGAUUUAAAUCAACUUUUCAUUGUAUUCUCGCCAUGAGAAAUCACAAAUUGAUGAUGAGGAGGAAUACUAUGAAGACUUUGAAACUGAUUCAUCGAUCGUUGACAAAGGAAAAAAACAAUAUUUUGGAAAACAUCAGCUGGACGAAGGUGUUCCUGAGGGACCAGAAAUAUUGGAACCAGACCAUCCACUUCUGAUAAAAUUUCAAAAACAUCUUAAAGAACAUCUUAAUAAGUUACUCCUUCGCUGCAAUGAUGAAAUCCUUGAAUUGGAAAAUGAUUAUAAAAAGAAGGAUGCAAAGCGGGAGGAAGUUGGGUUGGAACUUUAUGAUUUGCAAAAUGAAAUAGUUAAACAACAGGAUGUUCUUGGAAAUUAUGUAAAAAGCUUUGAAGAUUUAUCAAGUCUUAGAGCUAAAAUUGAGGAAAGAAUUGAAAAAGAAAGAAAUGUAUACAAAGACCUUACAGAAUCUUUAGACUUGGAAUUGAAAAAGCAAAACAGCUGCCGAUUGGAACUGGAAGAAGCAAAUCGCUUAGAAAGACAAUUGUUGGACUGGGAACGUACUACACAAGAUGAACUAAUGAUCAAUCAGCGUAUUGCAGAUAAAGAUAGACUUGAUAAACAAAAAUUAAUAGACGAACAAAAGCAAUUGGAUCUUAUUAUGUAUAAUUUGACAUCAGAAAUAGAAAAGUUGGAAUCUGAAAAGAAUAUGUUGGAAGUGCAAAUUGAGAAACUAAAUGGUAAAAUAGAUUUCUUGGAGCAAAAUAUAUCUAAUGCAAAUGCAGAUUAUCAGACACUACAUAAGGAGAAAAAUCGUUUAUUGCAACUAUGGAGUGGAGUUGUUAUAAAUAUACAGCAAAGGGACAAUCUAUUAAUAAACUGCAGAAGAGAAUUAAAAGAACAAGAAGAGAGAGUUCGUUCUAAAACUAUUGAUUUAAUGGGUUAUAAAAAGAAAACUCAAAUGGAGAUGGAGGAAAAUGAAGCGUUGAUGCUACAGAAAACUCGGGCUGAAUAUGACUUAUCAAGUGCCCAGAGACAAGUGCACAAUGAAAUGACGAAGAUUGAGUCUAUUGACAGAGAAAUGAAUCAGUUGAAAGCUGCUAUUGAUUUAACUGAGAAAGAGUUAACUAAAGCUACUUAUGAGGUUGAAAGAAUUCGGCAAAUAAAUGGGCCCCUUCAAAGUGAGGUAGAUAAACAUGCCAGAAUAAAAGUUGAAAUUGAGGAAGAGAUGAUGACCCUUUUAAAAGACCAAAUAACUAACGACAAAGCUGCACAGUAUCUUGCUAAAAUGUAUCAUGAGAAACAGCAUAAGAGUCGGUCUAUGGAAAUUGUUUUGAAUACUCAAGAAAAUCAGUUGGCUCAAAUAACAUUGAAUAUUGAGAAUUGGCGUAGUAUGAACAGUGAACUGCAAGGAAUGCUUAAUGCGCUUACAAAAGAAUAUAAUGAAGCUGAGAAAUAUGUGAAUUCAUUAACAGAAGAACAUAGUAAAAAUCAGCAACUUCAAAGUCGAAGACAAAGAACUAUUGACACAUUGAAUAAGAAACUAGAAUCCUUAGUUGAAGCAACUGGGCAUACAGAAGGGGAAAGUGAGCUUGAUAUGAAAGCACAAGAACUUGAAAAAAGCAUUCGCAAUGCUGAAGAAAAAACACAUAAAUUGGAAAUUAUAUGGCUUCGAAUGCAAAGUCAUGUUGUUACAUUAGCUACAAAACAUUCAGAUCAGCAGGAACUGAUGCAUAAUCUCAGAAGACAGUUAAUCAUAAGUGAACACAGAAGUGUUAAGUUGAACAAGGAAGUCAACGCUUUGCAAAAUGAAGAUCAGAAUCUGACUAAAAGAAUUAAUAACAUAGUUGCAAGGUUACAAGUUGUUAACGCGCAACUUCUUAAUAAAAGAGGCUGUAAAGCUGAUUCUAUGAAGCAAUGUGAACUCACCCAAGUGGAGUUUUCUAAAAAGCUUCUUGACUCAGAAACAAAUUGCGCCCACUUGGAACAAGAAAUUAAUGAUUUAGAAAAUGAUAUAAUUGAGUUAGAAAGCUUGCUUAUGGCCAAACAGAAAGAAGUUUUAUCCUGGGACGGAUUGGUCCGUCAUGCAGUAGAAAAUAUACAGAGUUAUAAAGCUGAAAUGAAAGAAGGAAGUGAUCUUAUUGGAAUGAAGACUGAAAUUCAUCGUAUGCAGGUUCGUCUAGCAAAUUUGAAACAAAUAUCAGAUAAACUGCUUCAUGAUUUAGAUAACUGUGUAAAUCAACGAGAAUCUAUAGUAGAUAAAGCAGAAGUUAGAGAUAAAAAAGGUGAUUCUGAUAAAUCUAGAAUGAAAUUAAAUGCAAAGAUAGAGGAAACUAAAAUUAAAAUUAAGAAAGCAAAGAAGCAACUGCAAUCCCUUGAAAAUAAGAACAAGAAUAUUGAAGAUGAACAAAAUAUGUUCUUGAGAGACCUGGAGGAUAUAAAAUCUGCACAAAAGUUGCAAGAUAUAGAAGAGGCACAUCUAGAUGAGGAGAUUAUGUAUUGCCAACUAAUUAAAGCUCAUAAUACAGAGAGAAUUAUUUUGAAACAACAUCGAGCCAAAAAAAUAGCACAGCUGCAGGAUCAUCACAUUCAGCAAUUAAGUAUGAGGAAUGAUUCAAUUGCAGCUUCCUUAGAUCACCAAAAUAAAAUGAACAAUAACCUGGUUGAAAUAUGCCAUGUUUUAAAGGAAAGUUUUCCCCAAUAUAAACAUCAAUUGAAUAGAAUUUUGAAUACGUUAAAAAAAAGGGAGACAGUUUGUGUAUGA
Molecule: messenger RNA, 2858 nt
Organism: Ctenocephalides felis (cat flea)
Lineage: Eukaryota; Metazoa; Arthropoda; Insecta; Siphonaptera; Pulicidae
Gene: l(2)41Ab
Product: coiled-coil domain-containing protein 40
Exons: 18
Coding region: 675-2858 (727 amino acids)
Biological process (GO): axoneme assembly
Cellular component (GO): cytoplasm
Source: RefSeq, a predicted model, not a curated record